AUGGAUAAAAGUACUCGUAGAUACGGAACAUCUCGUCAGGCAGCACAAAAAUCUGCCCAAAAGAUUAAAAAUCCAACUACUUCAAAACUUAAAUCCUCUAAGCAUUCCGCCGCUCCUUCGAAUAAAAUUGAUUGUGAACCAAAUCCUCCCUCCAUUCCGUCUAACCAACAAAAUACUAGCUCAUCCUCGAUCGGCGGACAAGAUCUUUUAGGUGGUUCUGAUAAUUCUAAAAUUGUAGAAAGUAAAGCAAUUGUCAAAUCAAAUAUUACAUCACCAAAAUUGCCUGCCAAAAAAUCUAAUAAAAAAAAGUCAGCGUCACGUAAUAAUUUUACAAACGCAAAAGCGAGAAAUAUCAACGAAUCUUUGAUAUUCGAUAACAUAGAACAAAUUGAUGAAGAUGAUGGGAUG
Racocetra fulgida is the source of this 408-nucleotide messenger RNA. NCBI's taxonomy places the organism in Eukaryota, Fungi, Glomeromycota, Glomeromycetes, Diversisporales, Gigasporaceae. The record is from the annotation of a GenBank genome assembly.